AACAAUUAAGUAAUAUGUUCAUUUCCAUUAUAAGCAUUAUUUACGCCUUUUCACCUGUUAGGGUAUUUGUGUUAAACGUACUUGUUAGGGUAUUUGUGUUAAACGUACAUGUUAGGGUAUUUGUGUUAAACGUACCUGUUAGGGUAUUUGUGCUAAAUGUACAUGUUAGGGUAUUUGUGUUAAACGUACCUGUUAGGGUAUUUGUGUUUAAACGUACCUGUUAGGGUAUUUGUGUUAAACGUACCUGUUAGGGUAUUUGUGUUAAAUGUAUUAGACCUAUGUAAGGCAACUUUAAACAGACGCACUCCUGAAGGACAUAACAUUAGUAUCACACAUAAUUGCUGAUCAUAUUACAAGACCGGAGUUGUUUUAAAUCAUGUAUAGCCUUUGACCAUAAUAGUGCAAUGUAAAUUUUCAUAUAAACUUGCGGCAGUGUAGACUUUCAUUAACUAGUUUGCACCCAUUUCAACGGUAGAUAACAGCUGCGUAUAGAAACCAGUGUGAAAUGUAUAUGGAGUAGAACAUAAAGGGUUACGAAAAUCGUUGCUCCUUAAAGAUGGCUGAAGGUGGUGCAAGAUUUGAUGAACCAGAAUGGUUCCCUAAACAAGGCAGUGUGUCCAGCCAUCAAACCCUGAUUCAGUGGGAAAAUGCCUCGAUAGAGACAUCCUCUGUGAUGAACUGGCUUGGAUAUGGGCCAGAAAUAAGACAGGCACGUAUAAACGCCUACAGGGAGAGAGGAAGGCUGUUGACUGCACAGUGCAGAGGAGAUGCAACAUUUAUUUUUUACAGGUAGCAAGGCUGAGGGGCUGAGCCGCUUAUAUGAAAGUGAUACAGAUAACAUGAUUGUAUUCGAUAAAGUGAUAUGUUUAGAAGAUGGUGUUAAUGCUAAUAACUUUUCUAGUGAGAUAACCGUGCUGAGAUCAUAUAGCCUUAUGAGUUACGCCGGACACUGUAGGCUGCUACUAGAGAGAUGCGGUACAAUGGUUCCCCCGUACCUAGACGGUGCGUUGUGUGAUGAUGGAUAUGGUCGCGAACUCUUGAGCAGUGACAUGUUUGUUAAUAACUUUUCAAAAUCUACAUAUCGGGCAUACGUGGUGCGGCAUGACCGAGCCGGACCGUCAAUACCCACUACAUGGGGAGGAGUUUACCACAAUGACAAGGUAUAUGCAUUACGUUACUACUGUCCCAACAUUCUGUCAAAAUGGGCCGCAAGACCUCGCCACUGGCCGCCAGCGGAAGUCGUUCAGCACGUCGUAUCCCUUGGAGCAUUUCUUACGCCUGUUGGAUUUAAAGGCAGUGAAUAUCAACAUGUUGAAUGGAGAGUUUGUUUUAACGCCGGGGAGAUCGAAAUAGUAAACAAUCUUAAUCAAACUCAAAUAAAUAUGUAUGUUUUAUUGAAAAUGGUUAAGAAUGAUGUAUUAAAUCCACGUAAGAAAGAAGUUUCAUCGUACACAUUGAAAAACAUUGUAUUAUGGAUAGCGGAAAAUAAUCCUCAGUCCUUGUUUCGUGAAAGAAGUCUGUUAUACUGGUUUCUUGAAGGAUUGAAUGCACUUAGAGUCGCGUUGGUAACCCGAGAGCUGCCAUACUACAUGAUUCCAGAUAGAAAUCUGAUGGCAGCUAGUGGACUUGAGGAGGAACUGCAGCGUACAUGGAUAUCAACGAUUACAGAAAUGAUUAAUGAAGGUCCUAGGGUGAUACUAAGACUUCCGAAGAUACGACAAGCCACCGUAGCUCACCCUGAGCCAUUCCGAUGGUACAACGGGAGGAGAAUAGAGCUUGAAAUGCUGAACCUCGUGGCAGAUAUCAGAAGAACAAAUCUCUGCGAAGAUGAGAACUGGGAGAUUGACGAGUCAGAUUUUACUCUGCUGGCAAUAACAAGACGCAACGACGUGAUUGUGACGGAGGUUGGCCUGGUGAUGAUUUUGGAAGGGAGUCGAGUUAUCAAUAAAGAGGAUGUUUAUGAUAGAAUGUUGAUGUAAAACGAUUACAUUCAUCAAUUGACUAGUUACUAUGCGCGGACAAUCCUUAUUUAUAAAGUGUUUGUCAAAGAGCAUAGUUGAGCAGCUUAUGAUACUUGAUUGACUUCAUGAAAUUAUCAUGUGCUCAGUCAUUGAUUUUGAACUUGUAGACGUGCAUUGCAAAUGGUAGAAAACUGUCUAGUUGAUAGACGGCUAUAACAAGUACCAGGUCAAUAAUAUUUGAUAAAUUUUUUUUUCAAAAAUUUCAAUCUUCUAUUAAACUCUGUUUUCAAAUAAAGUUAUAUUACUCCUAUAUUGUUUACGAUCCAAGUAAUCGAAUACAUGUGUCGCUGUGUGAAAUAAGCGGUAUCAUUUCACGUUUUGCUUCCUUUUAUAAUUGACAGCAAUUACCAGCGUUUUUUCUAGAAAGGUAGUAAGCCGACGUUUGUGUAUUUGUGAUAGCAUGUUUUGAGAUAAAUUGUAUCCUGGUAAAUUACAUUUUCAUAAAUAAGGACUACGUGCUAUGAUAUUUGUUAUGCUGGUGCAGCUAGAACUUCGCUUUGGUUAAACUUGCUAUUGUUUAUGGAUAGGGUAUUAAUUGCUGAUAUCAUACAUGUAUAAGAUAUAAUAAUAAUAGAAUCGCAUCACAUUUAUCGAUAGCAUUCGUGUUGAUCUGGCUGAAAAAAAAACCUGUUAUAGUGAUACGCAACAUUAUCAAACACGUAUUUAACACAUUUAUGUUGCACUAAUCGAUACAAAUAGCGUUUGUAUAUGUAGCAUGCUGCUUUUAACUUUUCUUUAAUACCGUAAUUGUUGCAUCCAUAGCAUACAUAGUUGAGUUUUUUUAUUAAAGAAUGAAUUGUGCUACUUUACAGGUGAAUACAUUUUUACUGUAACACGUUGAACAAACCUUUAAAAUACGUAUGUGUAUCUUAAAUUUAGAUUGGCGGGUAUAUAUAAUGUAAUUGUUGAUAUGGUGUGGAAUUAUUUUAAGACAUGAUAACAGUAAUAGUUUUGUUUGCAGUACAUUUAUUUAUACUGUUGUUUGGGUGUUCAUCGUAUGCAUGCGUGUGUACUGUUUCGUUUCCGUUGUUUAUCUUUUAGUAUCGUAUUACUAAAACGUGGCUAAUUAAUUGGUGUAUUUCGGUUAUGUACUCCUUUAUUCUGUUGGCGCCGUAUUACAGUUAUAUAAAAUGGAACAUGUAUUAAAAGCGUUUUCGCUUCUGUCGCCUUUAUGUUGAACUAAAUAUUCGAAAAACGUAUAGAUAAAAACACGUUUAGUUAAGUCGCUUUCAUAUAACUGAUGAACAUUAUUCAAAUUCAACUUUAUUUCCACCAUAAAUCUGUGCAGGUAUUUGUAGUAUUCCUAAUUACUCGCUGCGAAUGUAUUGAUCCAAGACACUGCUGGUUUAAUGAUACACAUAGUGUUUGCUUUAAGGUCUUUAGUCGUUUAAGAUUCGUUUAUUCAGAAAAUAUUUAUUUUUGAAUGACUAUUUAAAGCGAUAUGUUUGUAAUUGUUGUCGUUGGUGUAUCUAUUAAGAACUGUGUAUUUAUUGAAUUGGUGACAUUGUGGUAACGUAAAAGGUCAUAUUUGCUUUCUCUGUGAAUAUAGUUGUCCCGUUGAUUACCGUAUUACUACCGUCGCUGUUGCUGUAAUUGUGGUUAAGUUACCGUUACGGAAGAAUAUAUUGUCUGUAUGUAAACCUAUUGAUAAAGUAAGCGUUAUUGUCGCUAUACAUUAAUUGAUUUAUUCACAUUAUGGAUGCAUCGUUCAACGUAUUUAUUCAGUGAGUGAUACUUUCGCUUUGAAUUUACUGAUGUGAUUAUUGUCGCUAUUACUUAAUAAUUUGUAUUUAUCAUUUCAGUUAUUGUCGAUGUUUAUUUCAUUAUACUGUUAUAUGUGAUAUUUCAUGAACUGUAAAAGGACAUCAGUGAAUGACUUAUGUCGCCCUGAUUUUAUUUUGAACUACGCCGCCCUGAUUUUAUUUUGAACUAUGCCGCCCUGAUUUUAUUUUUAUAAGACUAUUAAUUAAUCCAUAGAUGAUAUUUGUUCAUGUCAGUGUAAUAUCGUUUGUAAUUUCACGGGUGAUCAUAGAUGUGUGAAAUAACAAACUAUCUUACACGGGCAUGAACAAAUUUUCUGUUCUUUUAUGCCCCGUGUUCAAGAAAAUGAUAAAUAGCUGUUUUUCUUUCGCUGAAAAGUUACCCUUUGUCCCGUGGCGUGCCUCAAUACAUUUCUAUACACAAAAUGACUUCAUUAUAUCAGCGAAAUUUUUCGGUGAAACUCUUUUACAAUUUAAAUAAACGGUGAAAAAAGCAUAAAAUAAAAAAUAAAUUUGUUGGAUUCGAUGGAAUAUCAUAAAAAAUAUAAAUCUGGAAGUAAAUCAUAAUUUGAUAAUCUUAAAAUAGAAAAGUAGUUCCGAAAAUUUGUUAGUUUCAUCAAAUAAUCUGUCUGUCUGUUUACAUGAAAUAUUUGCUUGAAAUAAAGUUUAAACUAACAAUGUCUUGAUUAUAUCAUACAUUUUAAACUAUGCCCAAUAUUGUUGAACGGCAUAGACAUAUACUUGACCCUUAAUUGAUAUACACGUCCACAUGUCAUUGAUUCUUAUGUAUCACCCUCUUUAUUUCUCUGUGGAUCAAAUGAAACACUAUGUCGCACUAUGUUUUGAACGAAUGUGGUAAGUGCAUAUUCGCAUAUUCGCGUACAAACGCUUUAUCCAUGCCCUAGGUAUUAAAUAUAUUUUAUAUGGAGAAGGCACACUCUGAACAACAAAACCGAUCCCUCAAUAGCUGAUGCAGUUCAGACAUGUAUUAAAUGAUCCAAUGUGUAUAUGUUUAAUGGAAUUGUCGUUGAUUCAUUGUAGGUAACGAUGGUAAAAGCUGUGUUACUGCGUUGGUUAUGGUAUUAUUAGUAGAUGUAGUGUUGUUUUCGGUGACAAUGGUUGUGCAUGCGGAAGUGUUCAAUAAAAGGGUUGUAGAAUUAUCUCUGUUGGUGAUGUGGAUUA
Messenger RNA from Dreissena polymorpha, 4963 nucleotides. RefSeq lists its product as uncharacterized. The record is from RefSeq and is a predicted model, not a curated record. The transcript has 3 exons. Lineage: Eukaryota; Metazoa; Mollusca; Bivalvia; Myida; Dreissenidae. Bases 768 to 1979 code for a protein of 403 amino acids.